Molecule: messenger RNA, 255 nt
Organism: Entamoeba nuttalli P19
Lineage: Eukaryota; Evosea; Mastigamoebida; Endamoebidae
Exons: 1
Coding region: 1-255 (84 amino acids)
Source: RefSeq, a predicted model, not a curated record
AUGUUUGAAGAGGACAGUGUAUUUUCAGAAGGGUUUGAUGAGGUUAGUUAUACAUCCCAAUUGUCUGAUAUUGAAUGGGAUAGAAUUUGUGAUGAUAUUGUUAUUCCUCCACGUGACUCAAACCCAAUCAAAUUAGUUCUUUCAGCACCAAGCCAUGUGUUUGAUGAAUGUAACGAAACUAAUCAAAAAAUAAUGGAUUUUAAUCUCCAUGAUGAUGUUUUUGAAAUAACUUCAAAUGGAUUUUUCUUAAUCUAA